AUGGAGCCGUCCGUGAUCCCCGGUUCCGACAUGUCUGACCUUUACUCCAUAAACCCGUUUAAUGUCACUUUUCCUGACGAGGUAAUGGGGUUCGUUCCCGACGGGAGGAACUAUACCGAGCCCAACCCGGUAAAGAGACCCGCGGGUAUCAUCAUCGCCAUUUCCAUAACGGCUCUGUACUCUGUCAUCUGCGUGGUGGGACUCCUGGGAAAUAUCCUGGUGAUGUAUGGGGUGGUCAGAUACACCAAGCUGAAAACUGCCACCAACAUCUACAUCUUCAAUUUGGCUCUGGCAGAUGCAUUAGCCACCAGUACCCUUCCAUUUCAAAGUGCCAAGUACCUUUUGAACACCUGGCCAUUUGGUGAGUUUCUGUGUAAGGUGGUCAUAGCCAUUGACUACUAUAACAUGUUCACCAGUAUCUUCACCCUUACAAUGAUGAGUGUGGACCGUUACAUCGCAGUGUGCCACCCUGUAAGGGCACUGGAUUUUCGGACCCCGAUCAAGGCCAAAAUUAUCAACGUGUGCAUCUGGAUUCUCUCCUCUGCUGUUGGAGUGCCAAUCAUGAUCAUGGCGGUUACCAAAGUGACAAACCAAGGUACAACUGCCUGCAUGCUGAAAUUCCCUGAUCCAGACUGGUACUGGGACACUGUGAUGAAGAUCUGUGUGUUUAUCUUUGCAUUUGUGGUGCCGGUGCUAGUCAUCACAGUUUGCUACGGUCUAAUGAUCUUACGCUUAAAGAGUGUCCGUCUACUCUCAGGCUCAAAGGAGAAGGACAGGAACAUGCGUCGGAUCACUCGAAUGGUCUUGGUAGUGGUGGCCGCCUUCAUCAUCUGCUGGACGCCCAUUCACAUCUUCAUCAUUGUCAAAACACUUGUAGACAUCGACCAAAGGAACCCCUUUGUGAUUGCCAGCUGGCACCUGUGCAUCGCACUUGGCUAUACCAACAGCAGCCUCAAUCCAGUCCUCUAUGCUUUCUUGGAUGAAAACUUCAAGAGAUGCUUCAGAGACUUCUGCGCACCGUUCCAAACCAGUGCUGACCGGACUGCUCUCAACCAAGCCAGGAAUGCGACUAGGGAGCCGGUUUCUGUUUGUGCUCCUUCAGACACAGGGAAGAAGCCGGUAUGA
Xyrauchen texanus (razorback sucker) is the source of this 1125-nucleotide messenger RNA. RefSeq names its product delta-type opioid receptor-like. Gene Ontology annotation, molecular function: neuropeptide binding; G protein-coupled enkephalin receptor activity. Bases 1 to 1125 code for a protein of 374 amino acids. Gene Ontology annotation, cellular component: membrane; neuron projection. The transcript is spliced from 3 exons. NCBI's taxonomy places the organism in Eukaryota, Metazoa, Chordata, Actinopteri, Cypriniformes, Catostomidae. Gene Ontology annotation, biological process: G protein-coupled opioid receptor signaling pathway; neuropeptide signaling pathway. The record is from RefSeq and is a predicted model, not a curated record.